UCAAUUUAGUGAGUGAAGUGAACACAUUGAUAUAUGUAGUUAUAUUGACACCUAUGAAAGUACAGAGGAACCGUCGGAAACUAAAAUAAGGACUCUCUGAAACAACUUAUUUAUUAUUUUUUCUUCUUCGUCGGGAUAUUAAAGUUCGGUUGUCCAGUCCUAGUAUCCCAUCACCUCCUCGGUAUGGCUGAGCCUGCUGAGCUGCUGCUUAUCAAGGACCAGUAUGAGAUGGCUGGUCACUCUCUGAGCCGUGGUUUGGCUGCUGAAGAGGCCGGGCUAAGAGCAGAGGCCCUGGUGUAUUACAGGAAAGGUCGACAGCACCUUGCCCAAGGACUGGAAGUGCCCACUGGGGGGGCAAGGCAGCAGGGAGCAGUCUGGGACACAGCCAGGCAGCUUCAGCAAAGAAUGAGGGACACUCUGAAGACUGUCAACACCCACCUCUCUGACCUGGAGACCUCUCUGAUGACAACACAAACCCAGAGGAGCCGCCUAUUGCAGGAGCUACCUCUUAAUCUUUACCCAGACCUGGCACCAAGCAGCCAGCCUCCCCAAAGCUCCCUCCACCAUCUGUACCCCACCGUGCCUGCUACCACCACCCAGAACACAACCCCAACACUCCUUCCCAGGCCUCCUUUCCCUGCUGAUCCACACAAGCACACAGUCCCUGCAGAGGCCCCAGGAGCUGUAGCCAUGGCCAACCCGAGGGACCAGCCUCCAGCAUACACACCACAGCCAACUCUCGGCCACCGCAGUCUGUCUUACGGUCCUGUCGGAGGCGGCCUCAUGUCAGGAGGGCAGACUGGAGCAGCAGCAGGAACAGAUGGGAAUGAGCUGCUUUUCAUCCCCUCUGGGGUGCAGAUGUUUUUUGUGGCGCCAAAUGGGCAGGUCAGCUCCCUGUCUAAUCCAGGCUACCUGCGCAUCAUCGCAUUUGAAAGUCAGCAGAAGGAUGCCACUGCUGGACGACCCUCAGCAUAUCUACAUGUGUGUGACUGGUUGUACCCGCUGACCCCAGACACUCCGGUGCUUUUGGCCAACUCUGGCAUCUUCAUGUUCCCUGACAUGUUGUCAGAGACGCCAGGGUGCUACGUGGGCAUAGUGUUGUCCUCCGAACUGCCUGCUGUCCAACGAGAGACUUUUCAGGACCUUAUCUCGCAGCUCGCUGAACUCCGGAUCCAGGGUCCAGAGGGGGCAGGGGUAGAAGUCAUUAACCUGAGUGAGAAAAUCCCCCUUGGUCCCAUGAAAGAGCAUGAAGAGCUGACAGUACCAACAGGGGACAAAGACAAACCACCACUUCCUGGAUGGAGUGAGAAGAUGGCACAAGGAAUCUUGUCAGGAGCUACACGGUUGAGCGUAGGGUUUGUAAAAGGAGCUGAGGCCACUGGUAGGGCCAUUCAUAGGGGAGCAGCCAAGAUCCGGGACCACAUCACACCCGAGGAAACUCCUUCAGAGGUCAGCCCCCGUGUCACCAAAGGUCUGCAUGUGGCUAAACAGGCCACCGGGGGUGCUGUGCGAGUCAGCCAGUUCUUGGUUAAUGGUGUGAGUACAGUGGCAGAAAAAGUCGCAGAUAAGAUGGCUCCCCAUGUGAAGAAACAGGGUGCUAAGCUGGUCCCGGAGUCUAUGAAGAAGAACAAAGAUGGCAGCCCUUCCAACUGGGAUGGAACCAAGUUUGUGGCAGCCAAAAGUGUAGAAGGUUUCUCUACAGUUUGGUCUAGUCUAGAGACUGGAGCAAAGCUGGUUGGCAAAAGUGUUAUCGCAGAGACUGUCACAACUGUGACAUACAAGUAUGGUAACGACGCAGGCGACGCCACAAACACUGCCCUCAAGUCAGUGAUCAAUGUUGGUGUGACUGCGUACAACAUUGACAAUCUGGGCCUCAAAGCCAUCCUGAAGACUGCGGGGAAGAAGACAGCCAAGGCCAUGGUCAAAAGCCCGGAGGGACAGCAGGAGAAGACUGAGGGGAAGGAGGCGCAGAAACGAGAACUUGAAGCAGAGACAGAUGGGAAGAAAAAGCAGAAGAAGAAGGAGGAGGAGCAGAAAAAAUAGAUCCCCGCAGGACUUAAUGCUGUGCUUGAAUGAUGCAUCAGCUCCUCAUUUACAUUUUAUACAACUAAAUAAGGCACUCAUCUCUGAAGUGGCUAUUUAGUUGUGAAUGUAAAAACAAGGGGGCAAAAUACUGGAAUUAGCCUAGGUCAAAGUGCAGUUUUAUUUCACAUUAUUAAACUACUAAGUUAUUUAUCUGGCUAGGUUAAGAUUGGCUGCAUUGUUAAGUUUUACAUUAAUUAAUUUGUGGUAACAUUUUAGGUUUUCUUUAUGUAUUUUUUGGUAGCCUACUUAUUUU
Messenger RNA from Epinephelus lanceolatus (giant grouper), 2338 nucleotides. It is a transcript of the gene sparta, whose product is annotated as spartin a. Gene Ontology annotation, cellular component: plasma membrane. Lineage: Eukaryota; Metazoa; Chordata; Actinopteri; Perciformes; Serranidae. Gene Ontology annotation, biological process: negative regulation of BMP signaling pathway; cell division. The record is from RefSeq and is a predicted model, not a curated record.